This is a messenger RNA of Rotaria sordida, 579 nucleotides long. The record is from the annotation of a GenBank genome assembly. Lineage: Eukaryota; Metazoa; Rotifera; Eurotatoria; Philodinida; Philodinidae.
AUGGGUUCAGAACAUUUAAGUCAUUUGUUUGCAGCCAAAGAUCCAGCAUAUAAAGAUAGCCUAUCUGUAUCAAAACUUGUAGAUGAAAAAUCUUCGUCUCACCAUUCACUAUUUCAUACAAGUGGAACGCAUCCAGUAGCAGUGAGUCAUCGUAAGAAGGUUUCGUCUUCAUCAUUAUCAUCAAUAAAAAAAUCCAAAUUAAAAUUAAGUUCAAAAGAUAAAAAAUUACUUAAACUUUAUAGUCGACAAUUAUCUCAUAUUGAAACUACACUUGAUGCAAUUGAAUCAUUAACAAAAUCGAACAAUAGUGAACAUAUUAAAAAUCUUUUGUCAUAUAGAAAACGUGCUAAUCAACUUCAUGGAGAUCUUAAAAACUUACCUCAUUCAUCAUCAGACGUGGAUAAUAAUGAUUUUGAUCAAAUGAAAAUUGAAAUCGAACAAUUAAUAAAUGAUUUAAAAUCAUAUAAAAUGAACAAUGAUGAUCCAGAUUCAAAAAAUUCUAUUGAUUAUUUAGUGAAUUUUCCUUUGGAUGUUUCUGAUUCUGAAAAUGAUGAAGAAAUAAUUUCAACAUAUUUUUAA